GUAGCUUGGCGGCUUGGUUUGGAGGGGCUGAGCGUAGGCAUCAAUAAGACCACUAAGGGGGAGUUUUCUACUUGUAAAACGCAUGAAAAGCCUCCAAAAAUUCCCGGUGACUUCAGAUCCAAGGAGGUGGUCAUAUCCAUCGGAGCACCAUUCAUACUCUAGAACUUUCACUUCGAGUAGGACUGCGGCUUCAGACAAAAUCCCAUUGCUGCCUGCGCGCGCUCUUAACAUGAACUCACAAAUGGAUUAAAACGUAUCUGACAUAAACCUGUUAUUGUAAGUAACCUAUAGGUAAGCUUUACAUUUUCAAUUUUAGGAGAAUAUGCGAAAGCUGUGAAUUGGUUUAAGAUAUUGAAUCCAUCCUGCGUAAUGCUUACCUGGACAUUAUGAAGAGACAUCAAAGCAUUUUGCAUGCUUGGGAAAAGUUACAGUAUUGCUGAAACUUUCUGUUCGCCUCCAUUCAACCACUCGAUAUUGCUUGUGGCUAUCGACACAACUGAAUCUUGAGUGACCAGCCUACACGCAGCAGCAAUUACAUUUUUGACACAAAUAUGGACCGUUUAUGGAUUGCAGUUUUAGUGGUUCUAACCAUUGCACUAGUACGAAUGUGUGACUGCCAGAAGGACUCAACAGGUGGUAGACAGGAGAUGUGGGAGCAGCUCCGGGAGCUAGCGAGGAGCCAAGGUCACUCCGCAGUGGGAGCUAAGGACGCUGUCCCCGCCAUAUCAUCCAGAGAAAGCUCGCUCAGUUUCUCUCAUAAUGUCUCGCACUCCGGUCGCCGGGCUCCGGCGAGCUCAUCAUCUCUACGAGAUAACAGACACGCGACGGCAAUUAAACCAGUUCCAGCUCCCAGUACGGAAGCUUCCCUCCGGGCGGAUGAUGCCACCGUCCCACGAGAUGCUGCGCGUAGGGCCGCGACACAGCUCGGCACCCAUCACUCAUCACAGCAAAGACCCCGAAUCAGUUCCAGACAGAGCAACAAACCCAGCUCAACGCAUACCAGGCGCCUUGCAGGGCCUAAUGUAUGUGGAGGUCACCAGUGCUGCUCUGGAUGGGCUGUGGCUUCUGGGACCAACCGCUGCAUAAAACCCGACUGCCAGCCCCCCUGCCAUAACCGCGGCUCCUGCAGUAGGCCCCACACAUGUGUGUGCCGCUCGGGGUUCCAGGGGGCCCGCUGCGAGGAGGCAGCACCUGAGCAGGUGUACAUCCACACCGGAGGGUCCCUGAGGCGCAUCCAGCCAGGCACUAACCCCUUCCAGAGGGAGCAGCCCAGGAGGAGACCUACAGAGAGGCAGGCCAUAGACAGCCCCAGGGCCCAGACAAUCAGACCUGAUACCACCAGACAGCCUCUUCAACCUGUGACCCAGGUGAGGCGAGGACCAGCCGACUCAUCGUCUCCUCAGCAGACUGGGACAUCUCGUACCGUCAAGCGAUACCCAUCGUCCACUGGCCCCAUCACAUCCAACGCUCUGCCUAAUGGGAACGGACAUGACAUUGGGAACGGCAAUGGACACUCAAGUAACAGCCACAGACCCACCACCAAUGGCCACGCCAACAACGCAAUGGCGCCAGCAGGGGCCAACCUCACUUCCAACCUUGACCGCAUCAAGAUUGUCUUCACCCCCAUGGUAUGUCGGAGGGUGUGCAGCGGCGGCCGCUGCUACAACAGCUGUGAGAAGGGUGACACCACCACCGUCUACAGUGAGAACCAGCAGCAACAUCAGCCGGCAAAGACCCAGGGCUUCAGACUCUUCUUCUGUCAGAUCCCCUGUCUGAACGGCGGGCGCUGCAUUGGCAGGGACCAGUGCUGGUGCCCAACAAACUCCACGGGGAAGUUCUGCCACCUCCCAGUCCCCCCUCCUGCCCGACCCACCCCCAGCAGGAAGGACGGCAGCCUGGCCGGACGCAACUCGUCCUCCCACUCCAUGUACACCCUGCCGCUGUCCAAUCAACAAGCCUCUCUACACCCGUCCAUGGUGAAUGUCCACAUCCAGCACCCCCACGAGGCUGAGGUGCAGAUCCACCAGGUAGCCCGGGUCAAGCCUGGCCAGAGACCCCCCGCGGCUGAUGGGGCUCACUCUGUACAGCAGCGCUCCCAACCUGGCAAUGGCAUCGGCAAUGGGCACGGGCACACCAGACCACACAACCGGCAGAACGGAUACGUGGGGAGGUGCUUCCAAGAGACCGUUGAUGGACAGUGUGGGAAGCCUCUUCCGGGCCUGACCAAACAGGAUGACUGCUGUGGAAGUGUGGGUGCCUCAUGGGGCCUGAACAAGUGCACAGAGUGUCCAACCAAACCAGCGUAUGCAGUGAUUGCGAACGGGCAAGUGGAAUGCCCCAAGGGUUACAAAAGGAUGAACAUGUCUCAUUGUCAAGACAUCAACGAGUGUUUGAUGAACGGGAUCUGUAAGAACGCUGAGUGUCUGAAUACCAGAGGAAGCUACAGAUGCACCUGUAAACCAGGCUACAUGCUGGACCCUGCCAGGAGCCACUGUGUCUCGGACAAGGCUGUGUCGGACCAGAGGGGGAUGUGUUACCGCUCAGCGUCAGUGGGGACCUGCUCUCUGCCUCUCGCUCAGCACAUUACCAAACAGAUCUGCUGCUGCAGCCGUGUGGGCAAGGCCUGGGGCACGGCCUGCGAGAGGUGCCCUCUGCCAGACACAGACCAUUUCAAGGAGAUCUGUCCCGCUGGCCACGGCUACACAUACUCGCGCUCCGACGUGCAGAUCUCCCUGAGACAGCUGGAGGAAGAGGAGCUGAGGAGGACUGGCAUUUCCUGGGAGGCCCAAAACCCUAGCCACCCCCAACUGCCCCAGCAGCCAGCUCACCCCCCACAGCAGCUGCCCCACGUCCCACAGACCCCACAGAUCCCACAGUACCCCUACCACCGCCAACCACAUCAACCACAUCAUCCACAACACCCCCACCAACCACAACACCCACAGGAGAUACCCCACCACCCCCAGACCCCACAGUACCCUCAUCAAUCCCACAAACCCCACCAUCCACAGCACCCCCAAGAGCUCCCCCAGACGCCCCAGAUCCCCCAGUACCCUCACACCCCCCAACAACCACAACACCCUCUCCAUCCAGACCCAGACACCCAGCAUCCAGCUGGGGAGACCCCCAGCCAGCCUCAAGAUGUGGAAAUAUUGAACCCGCGUCCUGUUGCGACUGCCUCCCCAUUGAAGUACCCAGUAGAUGUGGUAGAGAAAGUGACUCCUGACUCUCCCAUCAACCUGGGGCCUGAAUCUGAGGGCAAGGACACAGCCUCCAUCAAUGUGGCCACUCAGGUCACAGAUAUUGACAAGUGCUCCAUCACUCCAACCAUAUGUGGCCAUGGGCUGUGCGUGCCAGUGCAGACAGGCUACACCUGCUACUGUGACCCCGGCUACAAGCUGAGUGCACUCCAGACCAACUGCAUCGAUGUAAAUGAGUGUGAGGGGGACCCUUGUGGAGGGAAGGGCCGAUGUGUGAACACCUUUGGCUCCUACACCUGCCAAUGCUACAGCGGCUACAGCCAGGUCAUCACCCAGAACAGGAAGUUCUGCCAGGAUAUAAAUGAGUGUGACAUGGCCAACAAGUGCCAGGAUGGUGACUGUGUCAACACGGAGGGAUCUUACACCUGUGAAUGCAAGAGUGGCUACGCCAAGUCCAGGAAAGGGCAGUGUGAAGACGUAGAUGAGUGCCAGGGCCCCAGCUCGUGCCCCAGUGGAAGGUGUGUCAACACCCCAGGCUCCUUCCAGUGCCAGGCCUGUGGCCCCGGGUUCAGGGCUGCCAGCAGGAGAUGUCUGGAUGUCAACGAGUGUUUGGACCAAUCGGUGUGCGCCCAUGGUAGGUGUGUCAACUCCGAGGGCUCCUUUAGCUGCAGCUGUUACCAAGGAUACCAGGCCUCUCUGGACAACAGCAGUUGCCAUGAUGUGGAUGAGUGUCUGCUCCCUGGAGCCUGCCUCCAUGGCAGGUGUGUCAAUCUGGAUGGCUCCCACAGGUGCAGCUGUAACCCUGGUUACCAAAGCGCUCCUGACGGCAGGGCCUGUGAAGAUGUUGACGAAUGUGCUACACCUGUGUGCCCCGCGGGAAUUUGCACCAAUUCCGAAGGUUCCUACUCAUGCAAGAACUGCCGACCUGGAUUCCAGCGAUCAGCGGAUGGACAGAGAUGUGAAGAUGUGGAUGAGUGCUCCAAGGCAGACAUGUGUCUGGGAGGGGUAUGUGCCAACACAGAGGGCUCCUUCACCUGCACCCGCUGUAAAGACGGAUACAGGGUGUCCCAGGACAGGCAGAGGUGUGAGGAUAUUGAUGAGUGCCAGUCUGGGUCUGUGUGUGCUAACGGGAUCUGUCUGAACUCUGAGGGCUCCUUCUCCUGCAUCACCUGUCCCUCAGGCUACAGCGUCUCCCUAGACGGAGAGCUGUGUGAAGAUAUUGAUGAGUGUGAGCUGCCCACUACGUGCCCCAGGGGAACAUGCACCAACACUGAGGGUUCCUUCACCUGCACCACCUGUGGGUCAGGCUAUAGAGUGACUGAGGAUGGGCUGGAGUGUGAUGAUGUGGAUGAGUGCUUGGUGGCUAACGUGUGCCCAGGCCAGCUGUGUAGGAACAGUCCUGGAUCCUUCUCCUGCAGCAGCUGUGGGACUGGCUUUACCCUGUCUGAGGACGGCUCCCACUGCCAGGAAAUAAAUGAGUGCCUGUCCCCAGGAGUUUGUCCCAUGGGCGUUUGCAGCAACACAGAGGGCUCCUACUCCUGUAUGACCUGUGACCUUGGCUUCACGCUGGCGCCCAAUGGGCUCACCUGUGAAGACAUCAACGAGUGUGAGGACCACGGUCUGUGUCUGGCAGGACAGUGUACCAACAACCCUGGUUCAUACAGCUGCUCCUGUCCCCCGGGCCUGGAGAUGGUGGACGGGACAUCUUGCAGAGAUGUGGAUGAGUGUCAGUCUGGGGGGAUCUGUGGAGAUGGGGACUGUCUAAACACAGAGGGUUCCUACCUCUGCAUCUGCCCUGAUGGAUACACCACAGGCACCACAGAUGGAAUUGGCUGCCAAGAUGUUGAUGAGUGCAGCAAGGAUGGCGUGUGCUCCCAUGGUCAGUGUCUAAACAUGGAUGGCUCCUACAUCUGCCUCUGUGAGACUGGCUUCAAGUACUCUGCAGACACAGCCGACUGUGAGGAUCAGAAUGAGUGUAAGGAGUUUGGUAGCUCAGUGUGUGGCACCUGGCGCUGUGAGAACACCAUUGGCUCAUACCGAUGCUUCAUGGGCUGCCAGCCUGGCCUGUACGGACAGGACAACCCAGACUGUGAUAUUGAUGAGUGUGUGAAUGAGACCAUCUGCGGGGACCAUGGCUUCUGUGAGAACACAGACGGCUCCUACCGUUGUCAGUGUGACCAGGGCUACAGCAACCCCCCUGGUGAUGCCGGGGCCCAUAGCUGUGUGGACGUGAACGAGUGUGAGAUGAGCACCGCGCUGUGUGGAGAGGCCCUGUGUGAGAACGUGGACGGCAGCUUCCUGUGCAUCUGCCCCAGCGACAAUGAGGAAUUUGAUCCCAUCACCAGCCAGUGCCGCCCGCAGGGUGAAGAUGCUCCUCCUAAGCCAGCCUUGCCCACUGAGGAACAGAGGAAGGAGUGUUACUACAACCUGAACGAUGCUAACUUCUGUGACAAUGUGCUGUCUCGCAACACCACGAAGCAGGAGUGCUGCUGCACAGUGGGGGCCGGCUGGGGGGACGACUGUGAGAUUCACCCCUGCCCAGUCCCAGGGAGAGAGGAGUAUGACCAGUUGUGUCCACAUGGAAGUGGUCUUCUGCCCCAAGCUGUUUUCUCCCACAGCCUGGAACAGCAGAGUUUCAAAGAUGUGGACGAGUGUAAGAUGUUUGGGCCAGAUAUCUGUAAGAAUGGCCGUUGCUCUAACAACUUCUCCUCGUACUCCUGCUUCUGCCGUACAGGCUUCUACUACGACAACAUCCGGCUGGAGUGUGUGGAUUAUGACGAGUGCCUGACAGAGAAGGCGUGUGUGGAUGGGGUGUGUGUGAACACUGCCGGCUCUUUCGACUGUUUCUGCAGUCCCCCUCUGGUUCUGGACAGCACCCGCCGUCGCUGCGUCAGCGUCAACACCACCAAGGAGACUCAUGAGCCUGAGGAGGACAUCCACCUGAACAUCUGCUGGCAGGGCCUGGUAGAUGAGCGUAUGUGUGCCCAGCCCCUCAUCGGCAGGAGGACCACCUACACAGAGUGCUGCUGUCUCUAUGGAGUGGCCUGGAGCGAACAGUGUGCCUUCUGCCCCAGGAGGGACUCUGAUGACUACGCAGCAGUGUGUAACCUGCCAAGGAGAGGGGGGUCUGACAGUCUACGAGAGAGGCCAGGCUAUGAGUAUGGUCCUGGGGUUGAGGGUCCUGAGGGGCCCUAUGUCCCCCCCUACUGGGACAACUAUGGAGGAGGGCCCAUCACUGGGCCUGGGGGUACCUACUACAACCCAGAGGACACCCAGGGCAUCCCCCUGUUCACAGACAACACCAACGACUAUGGCUCCCGAGAGGGAGACAUAGAGCUGCCAUUACGUGUCCCUGUCCACCGGCCAAGAGAGUUCCAGCCUCACCCUGUAGACUCAUACAAUGACCGCUUUGAUGGCUUCGAGGGCCUGCGAGCAGAGGAGUGUGGCAUCCUGAACGGCUGUGAGAAUGGCCGGUGUGUGCGCGUGAGGGAAGGUUACACCUGUGACUGCUUUGAUGGUUACGAGCUUGACCUCACCAAAAUGGCCUGCAUCGACAUAAACGAGUGUGAGGAUAUCAGUGACAGCGUGGCGCUGUGUAAGAACGGGGCCUGUACCAACACUGAGGGGUCGUACAAGUGCACCUGCCUGCCUGGCUUCCAGGCCUCUGCCAAGCCCCAUGAAUGCAUUCCAGAGGUCCCACUGGCUGGCUUUAGAGGGAGAGUGGCAGGGAAAUGAGGGUGUGACUGUUGGAGCUUCUUCUCUCCUCCCUCCACCACCCCACGCCCUUACCCUCACCCCCCGCCCUCUCAAAGGGCCUGGCACUAUAAACCUCCAUCAAAAAACACUGAAACGUCCACGCUUGUCCCCUAAACACACACACACCAACACACAUACUCUUAUUGACUCUUUCCUAAUUUCUCUCUCUCUACCACACACAUACUCAUUCACAUUUCCACAGGGGACCAGGAGCUAUCCAGUGAAUGUAUUCCAUGGGAUUAUCCUAUUUCUUAACAUUUAUAUUUUGCUUAAAGGGAUUUUCUGAGGAGUGACCUUGUAUUCAGUGAUCCCAGGCAGUUUGGUAUGCAUACAUACAUUUUUUCUGCAUUGUUUUUCUCCAUUUGUCUUUUUGGUUGAUUAUUUAUUUCAUGUACAUGACAAGGCUCUGUAAAGUAAGAGGGCAUAGGAUUUAUAUUGUCUUAUUUGUCAGACCAAUAUACUUUACUAACGAUGAGGGGAAACAGUGUGAAUAGUUGUUUAAGUUUGGUAACCUGGAGGAAGCUGAUUGUCGUAAGCAUGCCACAUGUUAUAUUCAUAUUAUAACAUAAUAAUCACAUUGCUAUACAGGGAAAGUUACUUUCAAACCACUUUUUACUAGUAUUUGGGAUGCUUCUGUUGUCAGCAAGGCCUUUAAAAGGACCAACCACCCCUUCCACUGGUCUUCUGUGUUUCUUAUAACAGUGCAAUCCUACAGUCCUCAUCCUCGAGACAAACAGGCUCCUCUGUUGGCAAGGUUGUCUCAAGAGCAAUAACUACGAUCAAACAAGGUCCAGACCAGAUUCAUAUGCUAUCACAAUGUUGCUUUGACCUGCUGCCAGUACAAAUAGAGGGAGAGAGAGAGAGAAUUGAAUAUGGGCUUGGAGAGGCUAUAAAUGUACAGUACGAGUCAAAAGUUUGGACACCUACUCAUUCCAGGGUUUUUCUUUAUUUUUUACUAUUUUCUACAUUGUAGAAUAAUAGUGAAGACAUCAAAACUAUGAAAUAACACAUAUGGAAUCAUGUAGUAACCAAAAAAGUGUUAAUAAAAUCUAAAUAUAUUUUAUAUUUGAGAUUCUUCGCAGUUCCCACCCUUUGCCUUGAUGACAGUUUUGCACACUCUUGGCAUUCUCUCAACCUGCUUCAUGAGGUAGUCACCUGGAAUGCAUUUCAAUUAACAGGUGUGCCUUGUUAAAAGUUAAAUUGUGGAAUUUUUUUUCUUAAUGCAUUUUGAGCCAGUCAGUUGUGUUGUUACAAGGUAGGGGUGGACACAUCUCAACAUCAACUGUUCAGAGGACACUGCGUGAAUCAGGCCUUCAUGGUCAAAUUGCUACUAAAGGACACCAAUAAUAAGAAGAGACUUGCUUGGGCCAAGAAACACAAGCAAUGGACAUUAGACCGGUAGAAAUCUGUCCUUUGGUCCGAUGAGUCCAAAGUUGAGAUUUUUGGUUCCAACCGCCGAGUCUUUGUGAGAUGCAGAGUAGGUGAACGGAAGAUCUCCGCAUGUGUAGUUCUAAAAAAAAAAUACAGUAGAAAUACAUUACUGUAUUUUAGUCAAUGCCACUCCGACAUUGCUCAAUCUAAUACUUAUAGAUUUCUUAAUUCCAUUAUUUUACUUUUAGAUUUGUGUGUAUUGUUGUGAAUUGUUAGAUACUAUGACACUGUUGGAGCUCGGAACACAAGCAUUUCGCUACACCCGCAAUAACAUCUGCUAUAUAUGUGUAUGCGACCAAUAAAAUGUGAUUUGAUUUGAUUUGAUUUAGUUCCCACCGUGAAGCAUGAAGGAGGUGUGAUGGUGUGAGGGUGCUUUGCUGGUGAAACUGUCAGUGAUUUAUUUAGAAUUCAAAGCACACUUAACCAGCAUGGCUACCACAGCAUUCUGCAGCAAUACGCCAUCCCAUCUGGUUUGCACUUAGUGGGACUAUCAUUUGUUUUUCAACAGGACAAAUACCCAACACACCUCCAGGCUGUGUAAGGGCGAUUUGACCAAUAAGGAGAGUGAUGGAGUGCUGCAUCAGAUGACCUGGCCUCCACAAUCACCCGACCUCAACCCAAUUGAGAUGGUUUGGGAUGAGUUGGACCGCAGAGUGAAGGAAAAGCAGCCAACAAGUGCUCAGCAUAUAUGGGAACUCCUUCAAGACGGUUGGAAAAGCAUUCCAGGUUUAAGAUGGUUGAGAGAAUGCCAAGAGUGUGCAAACCUGUCAUCAAGGCAAAGUGUGGCUACUUUGAAGAAUCAAAAAUAUGAAAUAUAUUUUGAUUUGUUUAACACUUUUUUGGUUACUGCAUAAUGCCAUGUGUUAUUUCAUAGUGUUGAUGUCUUCACUAUUAUUCUACAAUGUAGAAAAUAGUAAAAAAUUAAGAAAAUCCUUUAAAUUAGUAGGUGUGUCCAAACGUUUGAAUGGUACUGUAUAUGAUUAAAUAUGUAAUAUGUUUGUAUAGGUUCCACUGGCCUUCUCCCACUAGUCAAGAGAGUAGUUCAGCACACAUUAUGUCCCAUAGCAAAUUGUUUAUGUUUACAUUCAAUCACAUUCACAUUCACAAUUGACUUCAGAUCCCAUGUAAGAACAUUCCCAUUAAUGCAUCUCUGAAUGUGAGUAAAGGCUUUGUUGACGAGGUUUAGGAUAUUUUGUACAGAUCUAGUACUAUGUAUUAAUGUUUUUGUUACUUUCUAAUAAUGCAUAUAGUGCAGCCAAUAUUUUUGUUUGACAAAAAAAAGAAAAAAAAUCCAGCAUUACAGUUUAGCCAUUUAGAUUUAUAUAUUUCUGUAAAAAAUAAAAUAAAAAAACAUCUUUAUGUAUGAGAAAAGUGGUUUACACUGUACCAGAGAAAGUGUAUGUAUCCUGCCCUGUGGAGCAGACAUUGAAAUGUAAUGUUGGGGAAUGGCAGUACUUUUUUAAACACAAUGUGGUGCCAUUGAUCCUACAAGUAAAAUACAAAAAAGAAUGCCUUUUGAAAUGCAAGCAUUAUUCUUUGUGCCAUUAAAACACAACUUGUUUGCCUUUCAAAUAAUGUUACCUUGGAACAGUUUGUCAUUCUGGUGACCUUUUUUAAAAUCAAUAUAGUGAACACUAUUCGUCAUUUCCAAUCAAAUAAACAUUGUUGUCCUUUCACAUUCAACUCUAGAAACAUAUGAUUGCUGAUUAGUCAUGUUUUCACAUUUUCCAUUAAGAGAAAUGCGUAUCUUGCCAGCACCUAUCUUACACAUAUUUGGAGGAUGCCUUCUUUCAAUGACUGAUGCCCUUGACCUGCAUUCAAAGAGAUGUUCACUGUACUCUUUAUCAGUCUAUCUAUACUGUAUGAUUCAUCCCUCCACAAGUCUUACAUUGAGGUAAAACAAAUUGUGAACAUGUAUUUUAUAUUAUUUAAAGCUUUGUAAACCACAAGUUGUGGUGUAGGAUGUGAUGUAUGAUGUGGUCAAUGAAAAUAUCAUGUUCAUUCCUUUUGUUUACCUCUUGACUGUAGUCACUAUCUGUCAUCAAAAUAAACUUUGAAAAUAUCUAUA
Molecule: messenger RNA, 10455 nt
Organism: Salvelinus fontinalis (brook trout)
Lineage: Eukaryota; Metazoa; Chordata; Actinopteri; Salmoniformes; Salmonidae
Product: latent-transforming growth factor beta-binding protein 2-like
Exons: 41
Coding region: 552-6935 (2127 amino acids)
Molecular function (GO): calcium ion binding
Source: RefSeq, a predicted model, not a curated record